This is a messenger RNA of Penicillium taxi, 300 nucleotides long. RefSeq lists its product as uncharacterized. The transcript is spliced from 2 exons. Bases 1 to 300 code for a protein of 99 amino acids. NCBI's taxonomy places the organism in Eukaryota, Fungi, Ascomycota, Eurotiomycetes, Eurotiales, Aspergillaceae. The record is from RefSeq and is a predicted model, not a curated record.
AUGUUCAUGCUAAUACGUAAGCCCGAGCUCAAGCCCGAUUCCAACCCCGACUCCGACGGACUCGCACUUACAAACCUUGGAAGCCGAACUAAAGUCAGCGUUGCAGGACUAGAAGAUGAAUUUGUACAAAACUCCAUAGCCUUCACAAUGAACAUGCUUGCGCUUCCCGCCCACCGAAGCCCCCCUGCCGAUGAGGGUUUGCGCUUCAAGAGCCAGAAGCCCCAGAUUUCUCUAUCUAAUGCUAUCUUAAAGGUCACCCAGCUGUUUCACCAAAGUUAUAAGCGCAGUGUCAAGUCCUAG